GCGUUCCGAGGCUUCAUUGGUGCAAAACAAGCAGAAUUACCACAAUAUUUAAGCAUGUCGCAAGCUACAAUGUCAUUUAUUUGCUGACGAGAACGUGUAGAUUUGUGAAUCUACGUCGACAAGCCAUUUUGUCCGUAAUCCGAACGGCGUUAGCGGCAGCGACGAUGGCGUGCAAUUCCGCUAUGGCGACUAGCAACUGUUCGGAACAGUCGAUGCAAACGCGUAAGCAAGCCGUUCGAUUACGAGUUAGUGUGAGGCCACACGCUAAUGUGCUGCCGUGAAAAACUUCCUACGUUCCUCCUCAUCGUAUGCGGCAUCGAAGUUACCAUCUCUGAACGGCACACUCCAUGAUCGAGACGCCAGCAGUUGUUCCGAAGUCGCCGACGUUCUCGUAGGGCGCUGGCGGCCGCUUCACCUGGGGAGCCGGGCCGCUUAUGAUCGGGCAUCAACAGCUUCCUGCGGUUUGCUAACCGCUACUCGUGGCUGAGGAUCGCCUCCGCCUGCUGGCAAAUGUGAACGCAUCAUGUUGUGUCCGUCGGAGCCGGCAGCGGAGAACGGCAUCUCCGUGUGCGUCGCGGCUCCUUCAGCUGCGCCCGCCCCAGUUGUAGUACAGGAUUUCAGCGGUGGUCCUGACGGUGGCGUGAAACCAGAAAACACCGGACCGAAUGGAACAGUCGCAAGUGGCAACGGGAGCGGCUGUUGUACUCCCGUCGUCCCCGCAAGCACUGCGGCCAACUCCGCUUCCGUCGACGCUGACGGAGGCGGCGAUCCCAAGCUAAAGGCGCUGUGCGUCGCACAACGCGGAGCCGAGCUCACGGCGGACUCGUACUCGAGUACGGACUCGGGAGGCACGGCGGUGGUAGCACCACGCUACUGCAACGAUCCCUACUGCCAACUGAAGGAAGAUGGGACAUCAGUGGUGGUUGCCGUGGUGCCUACACAGGCGGACGGCGGCGUCAGGUCGUGGAAGUGCGAGGUUUGUUGCAAGCAGUUUGCGCAAAAACACCACCUGCAGACACACUUGCUCUGCCACUCUGGUGUGAAGAGGUUCGAGUGCCAAGUGUGCCACAAGGCAUUCAAGCAGCAAGCACACCUGAACACGCACCUCCUCAUCCACGAAGGUCGGCGACCGCAUAGGUGCCCGCACUGUGACCACAGCUUCCUGCAGGUGACCCACCUGAAGAGACACCUGGUGACUCAUGGUGGCAGCUGCCUGCCCUGCGCUAUCUGUGGCCGACGCUUUGCAUUUCCAAGUGACCUCUCUGCGCAUGUUGCCAAGCAUCACCCCCCGCCUCUGCUGCGCACAAGCACAGGUGCUCCUGCACCGCCAGCACACAGACUCCAGUGCGAGGUGUGUGAGCGGCUAUUCCAGUAUCCCAGUCAGCUGCGAGACCACAUGUUGGUGCACACACAGGUGCGCCGCUUUGCAUGCCCAGAAUGUGGCAUGCGCUUUAUGAAAGAGCACCACCUCCGCAAUCACCUUGUCACCCACAGCCCCGUGAAACCAUUCCCGUGCCCUGUCUGUGGCAGGGCCUUCUCCCUCAAGGCCAACAUGGAGAGGCACGUCCUCAUACACGAGGCCCAGCGCAGGUUUGGUUGUGAACGCUGUGGCAAGCGUUUCUCGCAACCCCAGACACUCAAGAUGCAUCUGGUGUCGCACGCCGAUGUGAAGCCAUACUCAUGCAGUGUCUGUGGCAAGGGCCUGGCACGAGCGCACAACCUGCGCGCCCACAUGGCCAUUCAUCAGACAAGUAAGCCCCACCGCUGUCCCGAUUGCAGUAGCACGUUUACGCUUCGUGGGAACCUAGUGCGGCACCUCAAGGAGAAGCAUGGUCCAGCCGUUAUCCCUGCUGGAUCUGUGGAGGUAGUGAUUACACCGCAAAGCCCCAACCGCAAUGCGGCCAAGCGCAGAAAGAACACGCCAAAGCGGCUCAAAAAGUGUGGCGAAGGUUCCGGUGAAGAGGACGGUGACAACGAGGAAGAAGGAGAAGAGGAGGAUGGUGAAACAGAGGGAGAACAAGCAGAGACAGACGGAGUAGAGGCAGGCCGGGACCGGUUCCAGGACCUCUCUGGGCACAAGUAUCAGGGGUUGCCAGGGUCACCAGAAACUGCACGCAGUGUUGAAGUCCUUCAGGCCACUGUGUACUACCCUGCCCCCAUUGUAACACAAGAGGUGCCGUUGUCCGAACACAAGCCGUUCUCACUACAUGCGCUCCAGCCAGCGCCAGUGUUUGCAUCACCUGGCAGCUUCUAUGGGGAACUCCCAACAGCAACACCUGCUGCAGUCGGUUCUGAGGAAGUCGGUGCUCGAUUGCAGGCAUUGCAUGCGGCCAUUGAUGACCUGGCGGGCAAGUUGGGCCCUGAUCACGACAAAGUGACGGCCUUGCAUGCGGCAUUGGAUCAGCUUGUGCCUCCAUCACAGCAGCCGAGCUCUGCUGCGCCUUGAGAAAUGGCACGGAUCUGCCAACUUUGCAAACUAUAGCAGAGUCCGUAUACUUUUUUUUCUUUGUUUCUUUUUUUUUUAGUUUUAAUGUGCGACAUUUAAGAAACCAGUACCUUAGACAAAUUUGCAUCUGAUGCACACCUGUCAGACACUGCGUACGCAGAUGCUUGAUCCCAAAGUAAUGUAGUUUUAUUAGGGCUGAUUCUUGUUAAAGCGCAUUUAGUUCCUCGUGGAGUGGCUGUAGAGCGAACUGCUUGUGAUGUGGCACUGCUGGCAGCACCACUGACUGCUGCUUUCAAAGGAACAAUGUGCGACAGGGUAAAUAAGUUUGGCCCUUUCUUUUUUCAGCUUUGGCUUGUGAAGAGAUUGUGUGCCGAUUCUUCUCAGGCAAUGCCAAGUGUAAAUGAAAAGAACCUUGCAGAUUACUUUUCCUGUGCCUGCAAGUGAGUGGACCCGAUUAUGUGUGACCUGAGUGACUCCUGCCAGAAUGUGACGUGACUGAAGGAAAGAACUAGAAAAUAUGAAUCUUUCUAGUGUUAGUUGAAAUGAGUGUUUGUGCAUUUGGGGAGAGCAACUAUGCUUUGUGUAGUACACGUAUUUAUGAAAUACAGAUGGUCAGCAUACACUGUG
Messenger RNA from Dermacentor andersoni, 3073 nucleotides. RefSeq lists its product as uncharacterized. Gene Ontology annotation, biological process: regulation of transcription by RNA polymerase II. The record is from RefSeq and is a predicted model, not a curated record. NCBI's taxonomy places the organism in Eukaryota, Metazoa, Arthropoda, Arachnida, Ixodida, Ixodidae. Gene Ontology annotation, molecular function: RNA polymerase II cis-regulatory region sequence-specific DNA binding; DNA-binding transcription factor activity, RNA polymerase II-specific.